GCCUGAUUAUUUAAAGCCACCCAACAUCACUGGUGUUUUCAACUGGGCUGCUGGUUGAACUAGAUCCCUUCCUGAGCAGCAGUCGCGGUGUAAAUGGUGCCAAGAAAAUCAUCUCUGUAGCAUGAGUCUGGUAUCGUCCUGAUAGUCAUGUCAGAGAUCAGAAUGUGGGCCUUCUGGAGGGCCGUCGUGGCCGAGCUCCUUGGAAUGACCGUCUUUGUCUUCAUCGGUCUCUCAGCCGCAGUUGGAGGCAUUAAUAACACCUACCCUGACCAGGAGAUAAAGGUAGCAUUAGCGUUUGGUUUAGCUGUUGCCACACUAGCUCAGUGUUUAGGUCACAUCAGCGGCGCCCACCUGAAUCCUGCCAUCACCCUGGGCAUGCUGGUCAACUGCCAGAUGAGCGUCUUCAGAGCUCUUUUCUAUGUCAUGGCUCAGAUGUUGGGAGCACUGGCUGGCAGUGGUAUUGUGUACGGUAUCAGGCCCAAAACCAUAGAGUCACUCGGUGUUAACAAGCUAAAUGGAAUCAGUCCAGGUCAGGGUUUUGGUGUAGAAUUCCUGCUCACCCUCCAGCUCGUCCUCUGUGUUCUUGCCGUCACCGACAAAAGGCGUGAUGUCAAUGGAUUUGCACCUUUGGCAAUCGGACUGUCUGUAGGGCUGGGACACCUUGCUGGAAUCAGCUACACAGGAUGUGGAAUCAACCCGGCGCGAUCAUUUGGGCCUGCAGUCAUACAGAACUCCUUUGAGGAUCACUGGGUGUACUGGGUCGGUCCGCUGAGUGGAGGAGUAGUGGCAGCUCUUCUGUAUGAUUUUCUGCUUGCACCCAGAGAUGAGCCUUUCAGCGAGCGAACAAGAGCCCUUUUCUGCUGGGGCCCCACACUGGAAAAUGAAAUUCGUGAGCCACUUCUUGAGGAGCAUGUUAACACCGCAGACUCAUCAGAGGCAGAUAUGACAGAAAUAAAAAGCUCGGUGUUUUGGAGGGCAGUGGCUGCAGAGUUUGUGGGCAUGCUGCUUUUCAUUUUCAUUGGUUUGUCUGCCAUUGUUGGGGCGCAUGUGAGCGAUAUCGCUCAGGAGCUGAAGGUGUCGCUGGCCUUUGCUCUGGCCAUUGCCACCUUAGCUCAGAGUCUGGGGCACGUCAGCGGGGCACACUUGAACCCUGCGGUGACUUUGGGCCUGCUGGUCAGCUGUCAGAUCAGUGCGCUAAGAUGUGUUUGUUACAUCCUGGCUCAGAUGCUCGGAGCAGUCACAGCCAGUGCGAUUGUGAAUGGAUUUAAGAGAAGUGGAUCUCUUGGUGUCAACAUGCUUGCCAGUGAUGUGUCUGUCGGACAAGGCUUCACGAUCGAGUUCCUCGCCACCUUUCAGCUAGUCCUGUGUGUGAUAGCGGUGACUGAUAAGAGACGCAGGGAUGUCACAGGCUCUGCGCCGCUGGCUAUUGGCCUUUCAGUAGGACUCGGGCACUUUGCCGCUAUCAGUUUCACUGGAUGUGGUAUCAACCCUGCUCGCUCCUUUGGACCUGCCGUGAUUCGCAGUGUCAUGAAGAACCACUGGGUGUACUGGCUGGGGCCCAUGUGUGGUGGCGUUGCAGCAGCUCUUCUCUACGAUUUUAUCCUGUAUCCACGAACAGUCAACCUGAGAUCUCGCAGGAACGUCCUGCUUCACGGUCCAGAGGACGACACCAAUGAAACUGAAGUAACCGAAGGAGGCAACAGCAGCCCAGGGCCCAGUCAGUGGCCGAAACAAUGAAAAACAUGCAACUUUUUCAGCUUUUUUGUCCUUAAUGGCUUAUUUGUGCUAUUAUUUGAAAGACAUGCUUUCAAUGGGGUCAUGUUUUUGUAAAUUUUUGUCUGUUUUUGUACCAGUGAUUAUUAAAGACCUUUUCAAACA
Cheilinus undulatus (humphead wrasse) is the source of this 1878-nucleotide messenger RNA. RefSeq names its product aquaporin-1-like. The record is from RefSeq and is a predicted model, not a curated record. Gene Ontology annotation, molecular function: water channel activity; glycerol transmembrane transporter activity; carbon dioxide transmembrane transporter activity. The transcript has 8 exons. Gene Ontology annotation, biological process: renal water transport; hyperosmotic response; carbon dioxide transmembrane transport. The coding region runs from base 148 to 1737 and encodes 529 amino acids. NCBI's taxonomy places the organism in Eukaryota, Metazoa, Chordata, Actinopteri, Labriformes, Labridae. Gene Ontology annotation, cellular component: membrane.